Molecule: messenger RNA, 1608 nt
Organism: Aspergillus steynii IBT 23096
Lineage: Eukaryota; Fungi; Ascomycota; Eurotiomycetes; Eurotiales; Aspergillaceae
Product: flavin-containing monooxygenase
Exons: 1
Coding region: 1-1608 (535 amino acids)
Molecular function (GO): NADP binding; flavin adenine dinucleotide binding; N,N-dimethylaniline monooxygenase activity
Source: RefSeq, a predicted model, not a curated record
AUGCCAAACGAACCCAGGGCCAUCAUCAUCGGUUGCGGAGUGGCAGGUAUCGCACUGUCUGCACGCCUCAAAAAAGACCUGUACUUCAACAAUUUCACCAUUUACGAGCGGGAGCCCGAGCUUGGCGGCACCUGGCACCUGAAUACCUAUCCUGGUGUCGGUUGCGAUGUCGACUCCCAUCUCUAUUCAUUCUCCUUCAAUCUGAACCCGAACUGGUCCAAGCGCUUUGCCGAACAGCCAGAGAUCUUGGAAUACCUGAACAGCACGGUCGAUAAGUUCGGUAUCCGACCCCAUGUCGUAUGCGGCAUUGAGGUGAUCGAGGCUCGCUGGGAAGAGUCGCGCGCUUUGUGGCAGGUACAGCUUCGAGAUGUCCAGAGCGAGUACUCAUUUUGGAAGGAGGCAGAGAUUCUAGUGUCGUGUGUUGGAACCAUCUCUACCCCAAAGGAUUGUGAUAUCCCAAAGCAGGAGGUCUUUGACGGCGAGAUAUGGCACUCUGCGCGCUGGAACCACACAUAUGACCUCCAAGGGAAGACAGUCGCUGUCGUCGGCAAUGGGUGUUCAGCCGCCCAGCUGGUUCCUCAUGUCGUUCGAGUCGCAAAGAAGGUCUACCAGUUUCAGAAAUCUCCCCAGUGGAUAACCAGCAGGAUCAACCGGGAGUUCACCACGUUUGAAAAGUGGUGCUUUGCGAACAUCCCUCUGCUUAACCGCCUAUACCGCUUCAAGCUUUGGAAAGAUACUGAUAGCUUGCACUCGCUCUAUCUGUCAGACUCAGAUGCUUUGAUUGCCCAACGAGAGAAAACGACGAAUGUCUCGGUCGACUAUAUCAAGGAGAAUUCUCCUAAGCAGUACCACGAUAUUCUAAUCCCCAAAUUCCCACUCGGCUGCAAGCGUCGCAUUUUUGAUCCAGGCUACCUUGACUGUCUCCACAAAGACAAUAUCGAACUUACAACGGAGCCUAUUACUGAAUUUUUUGAACACGGUCUCCGAACAUCUGAGCGAGAAAUCCCCGUUGACGCUGUUAUCCUCAGCACCGGUUUCAAAGUCCAGGAGUUCCUUUCCCCAAUGGACAUCUACGGUCGACGCACGUCGCUCAACGAGCACUGGAAGACCACUCGCGGCGCACAAGCAUACAAAGCUUCCCUCGUCGCCGGCUUCCCUAACUUCGGAAUUGUUUUCGGACCCAACGCAUUCCCGGCCCAUAACUCGGUUAUCUACUCAAAUGAAGUGCAAGUGGAGUACAUGAUCAAGGCCAUCUUCCGGCCGAUUCUCAGCGGUCACUUCACAACCAUUGACGUCAAGGAAGCCGCCGAGAUCCGCGACGCAAAUACCGUUCAGGCAAAGCUGAAGAAUAUGGUUUGGUCGGGCGGCUGCUCGAAUUGGAACCUGGACUCGAACGGACGCAACACGACGAACUACCCCGACAACACCUGGAUGUUCUGGUAUCAGCUUUACUGGCCCAAGUGGGAGGACUUUAACUUCUCGGGGGAUACGGGGCGGCGGCCAAUGAGUCCUCUAAAAACACUCUCGUUGACUGCAAUGGCUGCGGCGGGCGUCAUUCUGGGAACUAUAUAUGCCUCUGAACAUAUUCCCUGGGUUUCUGUUUUGUAG